Drosophila busckii is the source of this 1090-nucleotide messenger RNA. It is a transcript of the gene Cks30A, whose product is annotated as cyclin-dependent kinases regulatory subunit. The coding region runs from base 253 to 480 and encodes 75 amino acids. Gene Ontology annotation, molecular function: cyclin-dependent protein serine/threonine kinase activator activity; protein kinase binding; ubiquitin binding. Gene Ontology annotation, biological process: regulation of mitotic cell cycle. Gene Ontology annotation, cellular component: cyclin-dependent protein kinase holoenzyme complex; SCF ubiquitin ligase complex. The transcript has 2 exons. NCBI's taxonomy places the organism in Eukaryota, Metazoa, Arthropoda, Insecta, Diptera, Drosophilidae. The record is from RefSeq and is a predicted model, not a curated record.
UUUAAAUAACUCGAAAUAAAAUAUUUAUAUUUAUAAAAGUCAAAGGGUUCCUCAUAACAAAUCAAGGCAUUAUAUUUUUCCCUGUGCUGUCGUUAACCACCAAAAGUGAAAUCAAGCAGCAAACGCAGAAAGCUAAACGAGGUGCAAAAAAGGACGCUGACAUUGCAGAAACUACAAAUUGAGCGUCGUUUUCAAAUUCCAGCACACUCAACGUUGUGUCGCUAGUCGAGGCUUAAACUAUAUAUAUACAAAAUGAGUAAAGACAUUUACUAUUCAGAUAAAUACUACGACGAGAAGUUCGAGUACAGACAUGUGGUCUUGCCCAAAGAGCUCGUCAAAUUGGUACCCAAAACUCAUCUGAUGACAGAAACGGAGUGGAGAUCAAUUGGAGUACAGCAGUCCCGCGGAUGGAUACACUACAUGAUUCACAAGCCGGAGCCGCACAUUUUGCUAUUUCGGCGUCCAAAGACUGAGGAGUAGUAGUAAUGCGAUUAACAAAGGCCACGCACACAUACUCAUACUCUCAUAUACACAACACACACGCACGCACACUAACACACGCACAAUACAAAUAUUCAGAUACAGCUGUAAGACGUCCGGGCAGCUGCUGCUGCUGCGCAAACGGUGGUAGCUGCACACACAACUGUUGCUGCCUGUUCGGCCCUUAACCAACGAUAACAAAACAACAGCAAGAACAACAACAACAGCGGCAACAGUAGCAGCAAAAAUAAGAGCAACACUACUAAGCCAAGCACACUUCGAUGUUAUCAUGUUUUUUUUAGAUACGCGAGAACGAAAGUUGAAAAUGUUAGACUUUUGAGUUAGGUUUGCCAUAUGCAUAUGGAAACAUAUUGCCUUAAGUUUACUAUAUAUAAAAUGUAUGUAUUUAGUUGGCCAUACGAUAUGCAAAACGCGAGUUCCUUGCAUUUUGAUUACACGCGGCCAUAGUUAAGCACGCCUCAUAGUUUAGUUGCUAUCUCGAAAUUCACAAACUAACCGAGUAACUCAAAUUGCCUACACACACACACAUACAUACACAUUAUUUCCACACAAUUUAAUGUUAAAUGAAAUCUGAUUUGUGAUCUUGAAA